AUGCAGACAGCCCAAGACCACGCAAAUUCCCUGAUACAGCUACAAUGCGGUGUUACGAAUAAUGACUGGGGCAAGAUUGGAACGAGAUCAUUAGUCGCCCGACUCUCUGCGGCUGGAAACAAAGAGCAUAAGAUUGACCAAGAUAUACCGUAUGCAGAACUCUGGAUGGGGACUCAUACUCUCCUAUCCUCCCAGGAUGUUCGAACAGGGAUCUCAUUGCGGGAGACUGUUGAACUGCCAUUCAUGUUGAAGGUUCUGUCAAUUGGGAAAGCCAUCUGCAUCCAGGCACACCCAGAUAAACAGCUUGCUCAACAGCUUCAUAAAUGCGACCCAGUCACCUAUCCAGAUGCAAACCACAAGCCAGAAAUGGCCGUCGCGAUAACACCCUUCGAGGCUCUGUGUGGCUUUCGUCCUCUUCAAGAGAUUGCACUGUUUCUGAUCCAUAUUGCUCCCUUGCGCCGUAUUGUAGGUAUGACAGCAGACGAGUGCAUAAUCCUCGCAAGUCAAGAUCAGAGAGAUCCAGCUAAAGAGGAAUCUGCUCUCAGGCGGACUUGGGAGGCAUUGCUUCAUUCGCCUCGGGAGCAAAUCAUCGCAUGCACAAGGGAACUUAUGAGUCUCAUACCUCGCGGGGAUCAUGACGACAGGUGCAUUGCCCCUGGUCUGCAAGUCUCCACUGCUUUGAUCGCUCGCCUUCAUCAACAAUACCCCGAGGACGUGGGCCUCUUUGCGGUCUUCUUCAUGAAUUACGUCUCCCUGACGCCUGGUGAAGCAGUAUUCGUGCCGCCUGGAGAGCCACACGCAUAUCUGAGUGGCGACGUCGUUGAAUGUAUGGCCUCAUCCGCGAAUACGGUCCGUGGCGGAUUCACUAACAAGACGAAGGACCUUCAUACGUUCAUUCCGAUGCUCUCGUAUUCUUACCGGGCCCCGUUGAAGCCUAGAGUGUUCCCAGUAAAUCCUUACGUGCGGUCUGCCAAGGGUGCGGUAUCCUCAGUGCUGUACCAAUCCGCCGCGGAGGAAUUUGACGUCACGAAAACGGACCUGUUCUCGCCAGACGCGGAGGUACAAUUCUAUCCGAUGGAUGGGCCAAGUCUGGUGAUCUGCAUCCACGGCUGUGGGGAGAUUCGGGCAGGACAUCGCAUGGAGAAGGUAGCCCUCGGUUCGGCCUUAUAUAUCGGUGCGGGAGCCGGGAUAUCCAUUCAGAACGGGGGGACGGGGGAUCUUACCGUUUUCCAGGCACUUAUCAUCCUCAAAGCUAAAGGAAACCCUUCAUCAACAGAAGACAAGAAGAGAGUCAACAUGAUUGUCGUCACCGGCGGAGCAGGGUUCAUCGGCUCCAACAUUGUCAAAGCACUUAACGAGCGCGGCCGAAAGGACAUCAUCGUCGUCGAUGACAUGACUGACGGAUCCAAAUUCAUCAAUAUCGCAGACUGUGAGAUCGCAGACUACCUCGACGUGAACGAAUUCCGGCAAGCCAUCGCCAACGACAGCCUCACGCCUCCUCCAAGUGUGAUCUUCCACAACGGGGCUUGCUCGUCGACGACAGAGACAAACGGGAAAUACAUGCUUGAUGUCAACUUCACUUUCUCAAAGGAAUUGUUCCACUAUUGCCAGCGUCACGACACACGACUUAUCUACGCCUCUUCUGCUGCCGUCUACGGCAGCAACAGCACCUCUGGCCCUCUACCGGAGAACAGCACCAGAGCAACAUCCCCGCUCAACGUAUAUGCCUACUCGAAAAUGCUCUUCGACCAGUAUAUCGAGGGCCGCAGGGGCAACGCAACAUCGCAAGUCGUCGGACUCAGGUACUUCAACGUCUACGGGCCCCGGGAGCAGCACAAGGGGCCCAUGGCAAGCAUCGUGUACCAGAUGCACCAGCAAUUGCGGCAGGACGGCGUGGUCAAGCUGUUUGGGGAGUACGAUGGGUACAAGGCCGGGAUGCAGGAGCGGGACUUUGUCUAUGUCGGCGACGUGGUCAAAGUCAACAUGUUCUUUCUGGAGAACCCGUCGUUCUCGGGGAUUUUUGACCUUGGCAAGGGACGCGCGGAUACGUUCGUCGAUGCGGCGAAUGCUGUCCUGGAGGUCACUGGCGUCAAGGGCCGUAUUGAAUAUAUACCGUUCCCGGAACAUCUCAAGGGACGAUACCAGAGUUCUACUUGUUCGGAUGUUUCGGGGUUGCGGCGGAUAGGGUUUCGAGGCUCUGAGGAUACUAUUGCCCUUGAGAUGCAGGCACCAAUGGUCGGUUAG
This is a messenger RNA of Aspergillus thermomutatus, 2244 nucleotides long. RefSeq lists its product as uncharacterized. Gene Ontology annotation, molecular function: ADP-glyceromanno-heptose 6-epimerase activity; NADP binding; zinc ion binding. Lineage: Eukaryota; Fungi; Ascomycota; Eurotiomycetes; Eurotiales; Aspergillaceae. The record is from RefSeq and is a predicted model, not a curated record. Gene Ontology annotation, biological process: carbohydrate metabolic process; GDP-mannose biosynthetic process. The coding region runs from base 1 to 2244 and encodes 747 amino acids. The transcript is spliced from 7 exons. Gene Ontology annotation, cellular component: cytosol.